CGCUCCCUCGAUAUCAUCACCCUCUUCCACAAGCCAAGCUCGCCCGCGUCGGUCAAGAUUGCAACGCUCCUAAAGCAGACGUCGGCCGCCGCUUCCGAAUCGGCCACUGAAGACCAAGCGAGCGACCACUCAGCCCAGGCAACCCAGAUCCCAGAGUUCGAGCUCACCAUUGUCGAGGACCCCCCCACCCCGAGCCAGCUCGAGACCAUCCUGGACUAUGUCCCCAAGGCCGAUAUCCCGUCAAUUGUAGCCGGCGAGAUCAACAAGCACGACGCCCUCAAGGCCUUCAAGCAGAACAACCAAAAGUUCCAGGUCCCUCUGGUUGUUGACUGGAACAACGGCAAAGUGGUUCCCGGGGCCAACGAGUCUGCGAUACUGAAGAUGCUGAACGAGCUGCCCAAGAAAUAG
Molecule: messenger RNA, 408 nt
Organism: Lasiosphaeria miniovina
Lineage: Eukaryota; Fungi; Ascomycota; Sordariomycetes; Sordariales; Lasiosphaeriaceae
Product: thioredoxin-like protein
Exons: 2
Cellular component (GO): mitochondrion
Molecular function (GO): oxidoreductase activity
Source: RefSeq, a predicted model, not a curated record